UCCUGCCCCUGCCUCUCCUUGCGUGCACCAUCGUCUGCAGAAGUCCCUGCUCACAGCACGAUGAAGACCGACCUGGAGCUUGCCUUGGAAUGCGUCGUCAACAUCUACCACCAGUACGCCAUAAAGUGGCCCAUCGAUGACUACCUGAGCAAGGGGGAGUUCUCUGAGCUGCUGAAGGAGACGGCCAAGCACUUCCUCUACAACACUGCACCGCCCAACGUGCCCGUUGAUGACUACAUCAAGCAGCUCUUCACCAAGGCAGACGCCAACCACGAUGGUCGUCUGAAGUUCACCGAGUUCCUGACCACGCUGAACCUCAUUGUCUGCGAUGCCCACAACAGAUCUCACCAGCAUCCAGGUGCUAGUCACAGCCACAGCCACGACCACGGCCAUGGUCCCCAAGAGUGAAGCUGUUCCUAGGGUGGCUGUGCCCACGGGACUCUUCCAGCAGCAUCAUCCUGUCCCUUUGCUCUGCCAGCACAGACUAAACAAUCAC
Messenger RNA from Colius striatus (speckled mousebird), 496 nucleotides. Its product is annotated as protein S100-A12-like. Bases 61 to 408 code for a protein of 115 amino acids. The transcript is spliced from 3 exons. Gene Ontology annotation, molecular function: calcium ion binding; transition metal ion binding. Lineage: Eukaryota; Metazoa; Chordata; Aves; Coliiformes; Coliidae. The record is from RefSeq and is a predicted model, not a curated record.